Molecule: messenger RNA, 1504 nt
Organism: Pipra filicauda (Wire-tailed manakin)
Lineage: Eukaryota; Metazoa; Chordata; Aves; Passeriformes; Pipridae
Gene: OLFM4
Product: olfactomedin 4
Exons: 6
Coding region: 4-1476 (490 amino acids)
Biological process (GO): signal transduction
Source: RefSeq, a predicted model, not a curated record
AAGAUGAAGUGCACACAGGUGGCUGUGCUGCUCCUCAUGCAAAGUGUGAGUGCUCUGGCUGGAACAACGACAGCAACUGAAGCGACCACUCAUCUCUAUACAGUGCUUCCAUACCUGACUCAGCCUAGGAAUACGAAUGGCACACUGCACGCUCCGCCAAAGCUCUUUGCCAAUGUAUCCGGCUCUGUGGAUGAUGAGGGAACUUGCCAAUGCUCUGUGUACCUGCCGGAUACCACCUUUCCAGUGCAGAAGGUUGAGCAACUGGAAAUUAUAGCCACAACACUCUCGAAGAAAUUUGAGGCAGAGCUUUCUAAAGUUAGAGAGUACUCAAAAAGGAUUGAACUGUAUCAGCAGCAAAUUCUUAAUCUAACCAUCAGAGUGCAGCAUAUGGAGGAGGGCAGUAUAUCCUACACAGAACUGGACUUCCAGUUACUGAAAGUGGAAAUCAGUGAACUAGAGAAACUGGUCACUCAGCUGAAACCCAGCCUUGUUGGAAGCAAUGUCAUCAUUGAGCAAAUAUAUUUGGAGAUCACAAAUCUGACUAUACUGGUAAAUGAACUAGAAUCACUGGACAAAAACAAUGUCCUUGCAAUUCGUCGACAAAUUACGUCCCUGCAGAAACGACUGAAAGAGUGUGAAGAGAACGCAAACAAAACUACAGUACCCCCUUAUUUCCCACCAGGUACCUGCAUUCACCGUGGACUGCUGAAUGUCAGCCAGCCCUAUGUGGUAAAGCUGAACUGGAGAGGAUUUUCCUACAAAUAUGGCUCCUGGGGUAGAGAUUACUCUCCCUCUAAUCCAGAGAACGAAGUCUAUUGGGUUGCACCAUUGAACACAGAUGGGAGAUACUUGGAAUACUACAGAAUUUAUAAUUCCUUUGAUAAUUUGCUGCUGUUUAAACCCACGUAUGAAAGUAGAAUAACCUAUGGGGAAGGAAGUGGUGCUGCUCUUUAUAAUAACUAUUUGUACUAUCAUGCUUAUAAUUCAAGAUAUAUGGUGAAGCAUGAUAUAAAAAGAAACACACAGGUUUUGAGGAAAGAGCUUCCAGGUGCUGCUAUUGGUAACCGUUUCUCCUAUGCAGGUGUAGCAUGGCAAGACAUAGAUUUUGCCGUGGAUGAAAGUGGGUUAUGGGUAAUAUAUUCAACAGAAAAUAAUGUAGGCAACAUUGUGAUUAGCAAACUCAAUGAGACCACACUUGAUGUGCUAAAUACUUGGCAGACAAGACAGUACAAGCCAUCUGUUUCCAAUGCUUUCAUGUUAUGUGGUGUUCUUUAUGCCACAAGGCCAUUGAACACUAAGAAAGAGGAGAUCUUCUACAUGUAUGACACGAGUACUGGCCAAGAAGAUAGAAUUAGUGUCAUUAUGGAUAAAAAGUUAGAUACAAUCCAGAGUAUUGAUUAUAACCCCACAGAUCAGAGACUGCAUGUUUACAACGAUGGUUACCUUGUAAGCUAUGAUGUGACCUUUCAGCCUUAGUACCCUAGUGAUAUAUGCAUGUGAUAAA